AUGUCAGUAUACGAUGGUGCUGUGAGCAGUGCUUCAGAAUAUUCAAACCGGAACUCAUUGGGACACACAUCUGAUUUCCGAAGUGUGUUAUAUCAUGUGAUCAGUGAUGUAACAACUAAUAAUAAUAAUAAAAAUAAUAAUAAUAUGACAUCUUUAUUAAUUGAUUAUUUAUCAAAACAGUUUGGGAUUACUCCAUCAGAAUAUGAUCCAGCGUAUUCUGCUUUAUCACAUAAGCAUACUACAUCAGAUAAGCAUACUACAUCAGAUAAUAGCGUGUCGUCUGCUGGUACACAUGUUUUACCCGCUUUCGAGCGUAAAUCACUGGAUGCCUCAUGGAAGACCACUAUAGUACCCUCAGUUCAGGUGGUGAUCUCUUCUUUCCAAAGAAGUUUUAGUGUUCUAUCCCAGAUUCUGAGAAGAAUGUUUCGAGCGGAUUCCAAAGUCAAACCUGAACCUCACUCAAAAGUCGUUCCAGUAAAAUUAACGAAUAUGCUACGAAAGAAAAUAAAAAGAUCAAAUUUCCAUGAAGACCUUUCUGAGCUUAGCCAAUCUUCAAAGACCCCCACAAAUAAACUGAGCGACAGAAUCAAUACGCCACCAAAUGUGCCCGAACUUCCAGCUUCUACGGUAAACCCUCUUCAGAACUCCGACUUACUUCAACGAGAACAGAAUAAAACUCCUUUCAGUACUGACAAGCCAGCUGGACAUGACCAAGCUAAUUCUGGAGGUUCUUUAGGGACACUGGAUUUACCAAGCUCAAGCCCGUUUAUCAAUUCCAGCCUUGAAAAGAAUCUGCUGUCGUGGUUCGGCGGCGCUUCCGUAGUCUUCGGAGUGACUCACAGCAACACAUCUGGCGGGAAUGUGAGCAGUUCUGUACAUGACAACAGAACAACGCUAGCCUUGGUAGCUUCUGAUGGUCAGAUGCCCUGUAAUGACGACUGCAGUGGACGCCGGGGAGUUUGCGUCAUGGGUAACGAUUUCAAGAUGCACUGCGUUGUUGUCGACGACGCCUGCGAGCAGUUUCCAUGUGUGAAUGGAGGAUGUGUGGCCACAGAUGGACUCUACAAGUGUGAGUGCCACGGCGGCUGGGUGGGCACGUUCUGCGACACCCAGUGUACUCUGGAUUGUGGCGACAAUGGCUACUGUGGCAGCUUUGACGACAACGACACCGUUGCUUGCAUCUGUCACUGGAAUUAUACGGGGUAUCGAUGCCAGGACAAAAGAAAGAUUCUUAAUGAGUUUCCCGCCAACAAUCAAGACCUGCAGGUGUGGCACAUCGCUGUAGUGGUUACCAUGGUAACCAGUUGUCUGGCCCUGAUCUGUGUACUUCUGCCCUACUUGUUGUGGAGACGCCGGUGGAUUCCCAUCCGGAAGUUGAUCUUCUACUUCCAGGACUACGAAGAUGAUGAUGAGAAAGAGUUUGACGCCUUCAUCUCCUACAAGUCGACGCCAAAAGACGAGAAGUUCAUACUGCAACAUCUGUACCCGAAACUGGAGAAAGAGUUGCACUUCAAGUUGUGUCUUCAUUUCCGGGAUUUCCCACCAGGCGAACCGAUAGCAAACAACAUCAUCCGAGCAAUCGAAGGCAGCAGACGGACUAUCCUGAUUCUCUCCCCUAGCUUCGUCUCCUCUGAAUGGUGCCGCAUGGAAUACCAGAAAGCCCAAUACGAGAUGCUGAAACUAAAACACAAGAUUAUCCCCAUAAUCCUUGAAGACAUCAGCGGCAUGCCUGAAAUCGACAGAAACCUCCAAAACAUCAUGAAUACCGUCACAUACAUCACCUGGCCAGGCGACGAGGGCUCAGUUUCCAGUAAAAGAAUCUCAAAAUUCUGGACUCUUCUAGAACUAUCCAUGCCGAAACGAAAGUCGGAAUACCAACGUACUUCCUCCUGCGGCAGUAUGUCUCUAACAAAUGUUGACAGCGUGGUGUCUUCUAUCAGUGAGGAUGAUUCCCCUGCAAAUUCUUCUAGGGAUGAUGUAUCUGUUUCUGUAAACAGCAUCUCCAGUACUGACAACUCUGAGAUCUCACAGGAAUCGCCAAGCUCUUCCUUAGACUUUCCUUACUGUCCUAUGUUUCAAGAUGGCGUAAAAAAAGCGAGUCGUGUAAAUUCUGGAAGUGAAAAUUUUGGCAAAGAAACAAAUAUAAAUGUGUCAGUGUUUAAUGAAACUAUUGAUGGAAUCGUGAAACACAGAAAGACAUCUUUGGGAGAGUAUGAUAAUUGUGGAUUACAGGCAAUUCCAAAGGAAGAUAAUGAAUAUCAGGGAAAAGAACAAAAAUCGGUAUUUCUUUCCAGUGAUGACUAUAUUGUUGAGAUUCGAGAGACCGGCAUGUUCAUGAACGGUGUUCGAAUCAAACACAGACCACGUCAGAUGUUUGUGUGA
Messenger RNA from Candidula unifasciata, 2382 nucleotides. Lineage: Eukaryota; Metazoa; Mollusca; Gastropoda; Stylommatophora; Geomitridae. The record is from the annotation of a GenBank genome assembly.